AUAUGUUUGUUAACCGUUCCACCAAAGAGUAUCCAAUGCAAUAGGAGUAGUUGAGAUGCUAUUGCUGAAGUAUUUAUGCUGCAACUUAGCUUCUGUUUUGUCGGCACAUUAGCUGGGUGUUAGUCAAAGAUGUAGGGUAUAUCUCGAAUUAAUACUUUUUUAGUCACGUUUAGUACCGAACGCCAUGAAUCUUUUAAGACUUAGCCAAUUCGUCUUCCAUCUCCUCAGCUUUCCAAGUUCUUCGCUUUCCUUUGCACCAUUCCGUAUUCAAAGAUCCACUGCCCUUUCUCUUUAACUGACGGGAAGACACAAGGAAGCCAUCUUGACAGCUCUAAGAUCGGACCUGCUGGCUGCUGCUGUGAUUUUUGGAUGGACCAGAUGUAGGGAUCUCCAAAGAAGCAAUCAGCCCUCUUGAUUUACGCUGCCUCUUGCCACGGUGUGCACUGUGCAGUUGCAGAGUAGAGCAUGGCAUUCAGUCACCUCCUCCACGCCCUCCUCGUGGCCGCGGCGUUGCCGCUGCUCCUUCUCCCCCGUGCUGCAGAUGCUGGCGAGAUCGGGGUGUGCUACGGGAGGGACGCGAACAACCUGAUCGACCCACCGGCGGCGGUGAGCCUUCUGAAGGCGAACGGCAUCUCCGCGGUGAGGAUCUUCGACGCGGACCAGACGGUGCUGGACGCGAUGGCGAACACCGGCAUCAAGGUGAUGGUGGCGAUACCCAACGCCGAUCUGGCCGCCGCCGGCCAGGAUCUGCGCAGCGCGACCGACUGGGUGACGAACAACGUGGUGCCGUAUCGCAGCCGGGGCACGCUGAUCAACGGCGUCGCCGUCGGGAACGAGGUGUUCAGGCAGAGACCCGAACUGACCGGGAUGCUCGUCUCGGCCAUGCGAAACUUGCACAAGGCGCUGGAGAACCUGAACCUGGCGAACGACGUAAAGGUGUCCACGCCGAUCGCCUUCGAUGCGCUCAAGCAGUCGUCCCCUCCAUCUGCGGGGGAGUUUAAAGAUGAGAUCGCGCAAUCGGUGAUGAAGCCCAUGAUUGACUUCUUGAAACAGACCGGCUCGUACUUCAUGGUCAAUCUCUACCCGUACUUCGCAUACGUGGCUCAGCCUGACAAAAUCUCUCUGGAGUUCGCGACGUUCCGCCCUAACGCUGGUGUGCUUGAUGGCAAUACCGGCAUCAGGUACUUCAGCCUCUUUGAUGCUCAGCUCGACGCUGUUUAUGCUGCGAUAAACAGGGUUUCUGGUGGUAGCUUAACGGUCUCAAUGGCUCGACGAGAUGGAAUCCUUAGUGUGCAAGCUUCAGAAUCAGGGCACCCCUCUGGAGGUACAUUUCCCCUAUUUUCCAUGCUAGCUGCAGCCGAUACGGACUCGAUAGCCACGAUAGCCGAUGCCCAAGCGUACAACAAUGGGCUUAUCAGACGUGUAGUAUCCGGAGCCUCCGGUAUGCGUGACGUCUCCGCCUACAUCUUCUCUCUUUUCAAUGAAAACGAGAAGCCUGGGCCAGCCAUAGAGAGAAACUUUGGCUUGUUCUACCCAAAUGGUCAGAAGGUGUAUGAGGUUGACUUUAGGGGCGGUGGCGGUGGCGGAGCUUGCCCCACAAAGACAAGUUGGUGUGUGGCAAGAACAGAUGUUGGGAGUGCAGCAUUGCAGUCAGCAUUGGACUUUGCGUGCGGUAACGGCGCGGACUGCAGCGCUAUCCGGCAGGGCAGUGUGUGUUUCGAACCAAACACCUUGGUUGCACACGCGUCGUACGCAUUCAACGACUACUACCAACGCAAGGGCCAGGCCAGCGGCACUUGCAACUUCUCUGGCGCCGCUUCCAUCGUAUUCAAGCCAUCGCCAAGCAUAUGUGAUCCGAACCCAAGUUGGUGCGUUGCGAAAUCGGAGGUCGGGGACGCACAACUACAAAAUGCACUAGACUAUGCAUGUGGUAGCUGCGCGGACUGCAGCGCCAUUCAACCAGGUGCACGGUGCUUUGAUCCUGACACUAAGGUAGCACACGCGACCUAUGCAUUCAACGAUUUUUACCAGACCACCGGCCGGGCUAGUGGAUCGUGUGACUUUGCCGGUGCUGCUUCUAUUGUCAACCAGCAACCAAAAAUAGGAAACUGCGUGCUCCCACCAAACAAUGCUGGGACAGAACAAACUGCAAUUGAAGAUCAAUCGACUGCAAACUUACCAGCAACAGCUUGGCAGUGAGGAUGGAUUAAAGAAUCACUUCAUAUUUUUCUGCAGAGAAAAAAAUAAUGGUACCAUUAAUAAUUAGUUGGGAUUGAAGAGACGAAUAAAUGUACCGUUCACUCCUGUUGAAUGAAACCCUGCUGUUAGUAUUCAAAUGA
Messenger RNA from Oryza sativa Japonica Group (Japanese rice), 2339 nucleotides. Its product is annotated as glucan endo-1,3-beta-glucosidase. The record is from RefSeq and is a predicted model, not a curated record. Gene Ontology annotation, biological process: carbohydrate metabolic process. Gene Ontology annotation, molecular function: hydrolase activity, hydrolyzing O-glycosyl compounds. NCBI's taxonomy places the organism in Eukaryota, Viridiplantae, Streptophyta, Magnoliopsida, Poales, Poaceae. Gene Ontology annotation, cellular component: plasma membrane.